This is a messenger RNA of Rhipicephalus microplus (southern cattle tick), 1656 nucleotides long. RefSeq lists its product as uncharacterized. NCBI's taxonomy places the organism in Eukaryota, Metazoa, Arthropoda, Arachnida, Ixodida, Ixodidae. The record is from RefSeq and is a predicted model, not a curated record.
UACGGGCCUUUUAUACGUUUAUGUCUUUAUGACGCACGUACGACAGCUGCGUUGUGCCGCCGAUGCCGUCGCCGCCAGCGACGAACGAAUAGCACCUGCGUUCUUUUAGGCGCCUAGCUCUUUUUUUCCCUACCAAUCUGUAGCCGCGCACAGCGAGCAGCAAGAGACGAAGGCGCCGACGGAGGAUCAACUUUCGGCGGGGAAUUUCACCCGCUCCGCGUCCAGCUCGACCAAUCAAACUGCCUCGAUGCUCCAUUCGAACCUCGCAUUACAGUAGAGUGCACUGGAAACGUACCCUCGCCCGUGAUCGCUGGCUGACUGGAACUACAGACCGGCCGCAGCGCCCGGAGUGAAACACCCACCGCUGCAUUGCUGUUGCCAGCCGCGACACCGUCAACGACGUAGCAGCCCCGCAGGAGUGACCAGCGGCCAUGACUAUCGCCGACAAGGAGCAGCUCCUGAGGGCUCGGGUUCGCUACCCGUCCUACCUGAAUGUGCUGCUCUUCGCCGGCACCAUGGCUGCCUGCCUGGGCGUGGUCCUCUGUUCCUACCACCUGGUGUACGCCGCCGACCCCGUGGUCUGGAUCAGCGGUCUCGCGUCGUUCGGCGUCGGCGUCGCCCUGGCGCUGCUGGCGCUGGGGCUGCUGGCCGCGUCGCUGUUCCUGCGGCGCCAGACGCUCGAGGCGUCCUGGGUGCCGCACAGCGUCUCGCCCUACGAAGAAGACUUCGGCACCGACUACUACUUCGGCGACGCCGACGACGCGGCGCGCGUCUACAGACCCACGACGUACGCCGCGCCCAAGUUGCUCGUCUCCAACCCGCUGGCCGCGCCGGUGGCAGCGAGCGUGUAUCGGCUCGUGUACGGAGGGGAGCCCAAGUGAAAAAGGAUUGAAGGAGAACUUCGCUAUGGCGAGAAAUUCGCUCUAGUUGGUUAUCCGGUAACAAGGGUGGCCGAUGGUAGCUUUUCUGCGCCAUGUAGACGAUGUUACGAUGUCGUUUUGGCGACGAAAGAUUUGUGUGGGUGCCAUGGGUGCUCUUCGGCUACAUUGAACUUCUACUUUGGCACAUUUAGUGGUCAUUUUUGUUGUUGUUGUUGUUUUUCGUGACUGAAAUAGAUUGUCUCCGGAGCCUCUCUGUUGCGUCAGCCGAUGCGCUUAUACGUUCCCCCUCCAGCAGUAUUGUAUGACCCAGGCACCCCAAGACAGCGUGAACCGCGCAUGGAAAGACGGAGAGACAAAGCUGCAAGCGUUUUUUUUUUUUUUUGUAAACGUGUGGCUCACCAUAUAUGGUGACACUGCGAUCCGUUUUUUUUUUUAAUGCAGACCGUUCGUUCUCGUGUAAACCUGACAAAACCAGAUAUGCGUAAAAAAAAAGCCCGACUUGGUCAUCCUCACUAGGCUUCACCAUUUGAAUUCGGGCUGGUGUCGUGGAAACUCUACCGAUUAUUUUGGCUUGAAACUCUAAAUACAAGCUACUUCAUUGUUUAAAGUUCCUACCGACUUGUUACCUUUACAUCCCCAUAAUUGACCUGUCUUUUAGAGGGAACUCUUAUCUAGACUUCGUGAACUAUGUGCAGCUGCACGGAACUCACAAUACCUUUUUCACUUAUUUCUUGCUUGCCCGUGACAUCCAGACAAAGUGAGAAGCAAAAAAAAA